GACGCAGGGAGACAGAGACUACAGAGCCGACACUGAUCCAGUACUAGCACCGCCCACCCACACCGUUAUAACCGCUACACCUGUUUAAUGUGACUGGGAGCGUGGUAGAGGAACGAUGGUGUAGAUCGUGUAGAUUUUCUCCGAGAUUUUGUAAAUGUAAUUCCUUUACAUUGGCGCAUCCGUGAGCGCAAGCGGCGCUUGGUUUUUCCGUCCCGACAACCGCCUCCUCUUUGAGAGAUACGAGCCGAUGCGAUUCUUCAGACUCACCUUCAAGUGUUUCGUGGAUUGUUUUUGAAGGUGCCCUUUUAAUCCGGUGAUAAUUUUUGUUUUCUUUCGCGCGAUCCUGAUCCAUCCUCGUUUUAUUCUUUUUUUUCUAGUAGAUUGCCAAUUUCUCCGAACUGCCUCUCGUCGUCAAAUAUUUGACACUGAUCUGAUCAAAUAAAUAAUUAGGCCUAUUUGUGAAAAGAAUAAUUAUCCAGACUUUAAAAUAAAACCCCAGAGGACCAGCUCCUGUCAAAUCUGAACAGGUUAGCCGACAGAAGAACAAGGACAUAUUUGGUGUCAAUCAAGAAAAUUGACUCAAGCCAAACCUAAAAGGAACAAAGAGACUUGGGAUUAUUGUCAAUCCCACAAAUCCUAACAGACUGUAAAACCACAAUUUUUGGAUCUCCUUAGGGCGUUUUUGUGUGUUUGUGUGUGUGCGUGUGUGGGUUAGGAUGGAAAAGAGCGCGUUUAAUACAGAUUCCUGCGCUACCGAUCUGGCGCUGGCAGAAGAAAAGAAAGGCCACUUCAUUCCCAACGGGAACCACCGUGGCGCUAAUGUCAAGUUGAUCGGGGCACCGGGCCAACAAAAGCCGGUCUACCCAGAGAGAGAGACAUGGACCCGGCAAAUGGACUUCAUCAUGUCCUGCGUGGGCUUUGCGGUUGGAUUGGGAAAUGUGUGGCGUUUCCCUUACCUCUGCUACAAGAACGGUGGAGGAGUGUUUCUCAUUCCCUAUGUGUUAUUUAUAUUUCUCGGCGGUAUUCCUAUUUUCUUCCUUGAGAUUGCUCUGGGCCAGUUCAUGAAGGCUGGAAGCAUCAACGUGUGGAACAUCGCGCCACUCUUUAAAGGACUGGGUUUUGCCUCCAUGGUCAUUGUGUUCUUUUGCAACACCUACUACAUCAUGGUUCUGGCCUGGGGUUUCUAUUACCUCAUUAAAUCCUUCAGCUCGACGCUGCCCUGGUCCACCUGUGAUAACGAGUGGAACACAGAGAGCUGCAUUGAAAUCUUCCGCCAUGAAGACUGCCAGAAUGGCACCAUUGGCAACUCCACCUUCGGAAACAUGACCUGCGAGGAGCUUGCUAAUGGCCGCUCGCCAAUCAUCGAGUUCUGGGAGAAUAAAGUGUUGAAUAUCUCAAAUGGCCUGGAUGAUACGGGUGCGCUGAACUGGGAGAUGAUCUUGUGUCUGCUGGCUGUCUGGGUUAUGGUUUACUUCUGUGUGUGGAAGGGGGUGAAGUCGACUGGCAAGAUUGUGUAUUUCACUGCCACGUUCCCUUAUGUUGUCCUGAUCAUUCUCCUGGUGAGAGGUGUGACCCUACCUGGAGCUUAUGAUGGCAUCAUGUAUUAUCUCAAACCAGACUGGUCCAAGCUUGAAGAGCCACAGGUCUGGAUCGAUGCUGGCACUCAAAUCUUCUUUUCUUACGCCAUCGGGCUUGGUGCCCUCACUGCUCUUGGCAGCUAUAACCGAUUCAACAAUGACUGCUACAAGGAUGCUUUUGUGUUGGCCAUGAUAAACAGCGGUACCAGUUUCUUUGCUGGAUUUGUGGUUUUCUCCAUCCUGGGCUUCAUGGCAUCUGAGCAGGGAGUGGACAUAUCUAAAGUGGCAGAAUCAGGGCCCGGUCUGGCGUUCAUUGCGUAUCCUAAAGCCGUGUCGCUGAUGCCUGUGGCACCUGUCUGGGCCGCCCUGUUCUUCUUCAUGCUGCUUCUGCUCGGCCUGGACAGUCAGUUUGUUGGAGUGGAAGGUUUUGUAACCGGCAUUCUAGAUCUUUUCCCUGAAAAGUUUUACAUGCGCUACCAGCGAGAAGUCGCUGUGGCAAUCUGUUGUUUUUUGUGCUUCAUUAUUGAUCUCUCCAUGGUUACACAGGGGGGAAUGUACGUCUUCCAGCUUUUUGAUUAUUAUUCAGCCAGUGGAAUGACCCUGUUGUGGCAGGCAUUCUGGGAAUGCGUGGUUGUCGCCUGGGUUUAUGGUGCUGAUAAGUUUAUGGAUGACAUUGCCCGUAUGAUCGGUUACCGGCCUUUUCCUUGGAUAAAGUGGUGCUGGUCAUUUAUCACUCCAUGUGUUUGCAUGGGUAUAUUUCUGUUCCACCUGCUGAACUACAAGCCUCUUACCUACAACAAUGUGUACGUGUACCCGUGGUGGGGGGAGGUGAUCGGCUGGUGUCUGGCCCUCUCCUCCAUGCUCUGCAUCCCCGUUAGCCUUCUCUACAAGUUGGCUGGAGCCAAGGGAUCCUUCAAGGAGCGCUGGGCAAGUCUGACCAAACCAGUGUGGGGCAGCCAUCACCUGGAAUACAUGGCGCCCGACACAGACAUCAAGAGCCUGUCCUCGCUGUCUCCGGGCACUGAAGAGAGCAAGGUCAUCAUUUUUGAGAGCGUCAUGUAGGAGGAUGAUCUACAGGAUGGUCUGCGCCUGCCCUCCAAUGACAAGCUGUUUGUGAUGGCUGCCUGGAUUUCCAUUCUAAAACCAUUAAAAGCUCAGUUUAAUACAGCUCAGUUCUUAUGAAGUAAAUGUGCAAGUGAAAGUUUACAGAACGUUGAUGGCUAAUUUGCUCCACAUCAGUGUACUGAAAACACUCAAUGGUCAAUGCAUAGUGCAUUACAUUGGGGGGUUUACCAUGUUUACUUCAUCCCAUCUGAAAAUGGCAUCAUUUGGUGUCCAAAUAACAGCUAUGUUUGAAAUGGCAUAGUAUGUAUAUUACUUAUUGUCCAAAAUAGUUUGUAGUACACAGUACGUAAAUAACAUAGCAAUUUCAUGCCCAUGCCCAAUGCAUUUUCCUGGAAGUUUCCUGGAUUCCUGGUCCUACUGUUACCAACAGUGCAGCAGCUAUAAAUGUGAAGACUUGGGUGAGUGCUGCACAGCAAUAUAGGUCCUUUAAAGUUUACCCUGGAUAAUUUAUCAGCUAAUUUAAUGGUGUUCACUGGUGAAAUUUGCUUGAACAAUUUAAAUUGUGGCUGCACCAGUUAGUAAUAAAAUCCACCCACAAAAGUCUUUCCUGCAGUCAACAAAACUAGUUUACUUGCUAAUAAUAGCCCUACAGACUUUCUUAAGUCAAAUAAUUAGCUUGGCUUACAGUUAAAGAUUUAAAGAACUAUCCCCAUUCACUUAGCUAGGCACCUGGUUUCAUAUGUUAAUGGGUUUACAAAGUUGGCAGCUGAGUGACCACACUGACCAUCAAGGACUUUGUUGUAUACAGCACAGUGGCACAGUAUGUAGUAUACGAGUAUGCCAUUUCAUCCUUAUUAACCAUAACACACUUCCUCAGUUGUUGUCAAAGACUAGGGAGUAUAGCCCCCAGGAAGCCUUGAUUCAAUUUGUAACUGUUCACUUUAAAAUGAUUUGUCCAUUCAGCAGAAAGCGAGCUGUAAAUCAGUCCAUUUAGCAUCAUGCUAUCAGCUUGUCCUUGGACUGGAGGAGAAUGUACGUCAUGGAAGUAGGUCAGGCAGGGCAGAGGAAGUUGAAGUGUAGCUCUAUCACCUGUUCAUCAUCACCUCCUUACCCAUCCAAACAGGGCAGAAUUCCCACAAUCCUCCUCACAGAUGCAUUAGCUGUAUGUGUAUAGCUUUAUAUAAGAAGGAUGUAUUUAUAAUGCAUAUACGCUGUUUAAACUACACUCCUAAUUUAAUCCACAAUUAGAUUUAAUGAGUCAUAAUUGGACAUUAUUGGGUCCACUAUGUUUAAACCUAAGGGCCAAUGUGGGUUAUAUAGGAUUAUUCUCCCCUAUGUAGUCAACUUUUACUAAUAUAGUAUUACUUUUUUAAAAGUGUAUUUAUGUAUAUAUAUUUUUAAGUUAGUCUAAUAGAAUAAAAGUGCUUUAAGUAUUUAACAGUAAAAAUUAGUUUUAAAAAGUAAAAAUAUAGUAAACAGUAAAAAAAAUAGUCAUUUUGAUUUUAUAUUUCUUUUAUCGCCCAGCUGCAACGAAGGCAUCUGUAAAACUAGUAAAAAAAAAAAAGUCUGCAUUUUGUGUUAAACUGUUUGUUUUAAUGUCAUAACGUCUGUGCCAAACAGAAUGCCUGCCGUCUCCGAAAGGAUUCGGUUGCCAUAAACAAUCCACGUUUUAUCUGCCUAGUAGGUAUUGUAUGCGUCUUGUCAAUAAAUUAUUAAUGAUACAUGAUUUAAUAACGUCUGAUGCUGAAUGAAGGAAUGGACCUGUAUGUAGGUGCUUAUGACUAUCAAUUCUGCAUUUUGCACAUUUUUCAAUACCAGGUUCUUGGUAAAUACAAAUGUGAACACUGCAUUCAGAAUUGGAAUAGUUUACAUGCUUACACACUGUGCAUUGUAAUCCUGAAUAAACUUCAUAUCUCAUGAUAAAAA
Molecule: messenger RNA, 4568 nt
Organism: Trichomycterus rosablanca
Lineage: Eukaryota; Metazoa; Chordata; Actinopteri; Siluriformes; Trichomycteridae
Gene: slc6a8
Product: solute carrier family 6 member 8
Exons: 13
Coding region: 717-2639 (640 amino acids)
Biological process (GO): sodium ion transmembrane transport
Cellular component (GO): plasma membrane
Molecular function (GO): gamma-aminobutyric acid:sodium:chloride symporter activity
Source: RefSeq, a predicted model, not a curated record